CCAGCACCCACUUCCACCUUCCACAACCUCGACACUUGUGCUUUCCAUCUAUUGCACUCCAAUUUCAUUUCGGAAAUCACCAACUGAAGCAUUGUGCAUUGUACCUUCCCACACACCCACAAUUCAAACAAUUCUGUAAAACAGCAAGCACGAUGCCUGGUGAGCUCACUCGCAAGACGCGGACUCCGCGCGGCAAGCUGGCCUCGACCACUUCGAAAACACCUGCCACCAACUUCAUCAAGGUCUCAAAGCAGCAGCGCUCUGGGAAAGAAACACGCACUGCCGCACCCUUCACAACGCGCAGCUCCAAUAUCGAAAUCGUCCUCACAUCAAGAAAGAGGAAGGACCAUAGCGAUGACGAGUCUACAUCCAAGAAGCUCCGGCGCGAGUUCGAGCCCGAAUCCAUCAUCUCGGAACCACGAGUCGCACCUGCAACUCCCGUCUCAAGGAAGCGGAAGAGUGUGAGGUUUGCCGAGGCCGAGGCCGUCCCGAGCACUCCGAGCCGCGCCGCGCCUACUUCGUCAUCAAGCCGCAAACGUCAACGCGAAUCAGACGAAACCAGCCACACUGAGAAACUACUCGAGGGUCUCAACCUACAAUCCCCCCCCAUCAACAAGCGAAGCAAGACAACCGUUCACCGUCGCGCUCCCCAAAAUGACUUCGACUUACCCAAGGAGCUCCUCGACCUCCUGAAUCUGCACGCAGCCUUCCUCAAGACGCUCAGCUUGCAGCCAGGUCACAGCACAACAGGGUCGCCCAUCGAUCUGUCCACCCUCUACACAGAUGUGACGCGCGCCUGGGGCAAGCGGCUUGUUGGCCUCGUGGAUAUCCAGCGGUGCCUCGGCGUGCUCUCCUGGACACCAAACAGGAGCGACAGCACUCCCAGAGCCCCCUAUUUCUUGGCAGAUUAUGGCCGCGACAAGAUCUGCGUCGAGUUCUACCCCGGCGCCGAGCGCAACCCCCUGCACGAGCUCAAGCUCAAGAUGGAUUUCGAAGCCAACUUGCGCACCCUCUGGCUGAGCCGCCGCGACAACAUCCCCGCCACCAUUUUCAUCGGCACGCUCCCCCAGGCACCGCUCAAGCCGUGCGCCUUGAGCAUUCUCGCGCCCAAGACCCAAACAACGCUCGACGCCUUCAAGCAGAGCAUCGCCGAGAAGAAGCAACAAGACCAAGCCGCCAAGGCCGCCGUCCUUUCUCAAACCAAUUCCCCAGAGGGAGGAGACGCCCCCAAGCUCUCCCUCCUCGACCGCAUCCGCCUCAAGGAGACACUGGCUGCCCAGUCGCCCGGCAAGGAGCUCAGCGCGGCCGAGCUGCAGCGGCGUAGCGCCCUGCAGCGCGCGGCCGACGUGUCGGCGGUCGUUGGCAUGCUGUGCAAGGCGACGGUGGCCACGGGGUCGGGGCAGGUGCGCGUGUCGUUUACGAUGGCGGCGCUCAUGACCAGGCUCAAGGACUCGAUGCGCACGCCUGUCUCCCAGGAGGACGGUAUGGUGUGCGUGCGGUUGUUGGCCGCGGAGGUGGCGCCGCAGUGGUUGAGGGUCGUCAAGGUGGGCGGCAGGGAGAAUGUUGUGUGCAUGAUGGGGUUACAGCCUACGAAGGCGGAGGUGGAGGAACGCGUGAAGGUUUUGUUGGGGUGAUUGUUAUUGAGAAAGGUUAAUGGGCGGUGUUGGAUGGUGUUUUGUAUAGGUUAUUCUGGCUAUGGAUAAUGGGUUGGACUGGGAUGGGCUCGGCUGUUUGGCUGUUUUAUGGCGUUGAUGGUUGGGUGAUGUCAGGAUUAAUGGCAGGACUGAUGGCGUUGAGAAGCAUAACUAGCAUGGCUUUCUGUUUGGUUUUCACUCGGGACGCGGAAUCACCCAUGAUAAGGGCAACAUA
Messenger RNA from Chaetomium fimeti, 1869 nucleotides. RefSeq lists its product as uncharacterized. The record is from RefSeq and is a predicted model, not a curated record. The coding region runs from base 153 to 1634 and encodes 493 amino acids. Lineage: Eukaryota; Fungi; Ascomycota; Sordariomycetes; Sordariales; Chaetomiaceae. The transcript has a single exon.